AUGCUUUUAAAGUCUCGCACGCGCUGGAUCGGCUCUCACACUGAGUUACUGUUGACCCGUAGACGCGUCGACCAAGAGGAGAAGAGUCAGUGGAAAUUAGAGAUGACAACACCGACCGCGCGGCAGCUGUGUCUGUUGCAUUUGUUCUGGUGCCUCGGAUGCUGGAGCGCAUCAGCAGAGUCCUACGCCAGACCAUCCAAUCAAUGGGAAAACGGGAUAUCUAUAAGAAAGCUUCCAGGGGUCCAGAGGAGUGAUGACAUGGGAAAUAUGGUGUGGGCAGACCAGAAUGAGGGGCAAGUUCAGAACAUAUUCAAAAGAUUCCUGUUUCAUUAUUCUAAAGGACACAACUCCAUAGGCACUGUACAGCAUGAGUCUCACUCGGUGCACCCCCUGAUGCGGCUGUUCCCCAAACUUUCCCAGAGGAGGAAGAAGCUGGUACUCUUGAAGAUCCGGGCCCUUCCAGUGGCGAUGUUGUAAAAAUCUGGGCACCACAGAAGAGGAGCAACCGGGAGGCUCAAAGGAGAUCAGGCACGAACCGGUGGAUGAAUAAGUGUAGCCGCUUCUAAUGUUUCUCCG
Messenger RNA from Lampris incognitus (smalleye Pacific opah), 576 nucleotides. RefSeq names its product neuromedin S (gene nms). Lineage: Eukaryota; Metazoa; Chordata; Actinopteri; Lampriformes; Lampridae. The record is from RefSeq and is a predicted model, not a curated record. The transcript is spliced from 7 exons. The coding region runs from base 1 to 477 and encodes 158 amino acids.